AGAGACAAUAUGCUUUGAAGUCCACAGUGAGCAGUCUUUUGAAAACCGUGGCUGACCUGACCUCUAGCGUAAGUGACCUUGAGAAAAGAGCGGACGGGCAGCAGGUCACCAUUGACAGCCUGGUAAGAAAGCUGGCUAUUGAACCCCGACAGGAACAGGUCGAAAACCAGACUACCCGAUCGGAAAUCCUCACUACGAACGAUGCCAGAAAUACAUUAGAAAUGGCAUCAAAACAAGGGUCAAAAAUACGAAAAAGAAAUGGAAUGCGAUCCACAAAUGGGACAGUGGCAUUCUAUGCGUAUCUUUCACUGAAUUUAGGAAAUCCGGGGUAUUUAAGAGUGCUUGUCUUUGACAGACCCGAGACGAACGAAGGGAAUGGUUACUCGUUUCACUCUGGCAUCUUCACUGCUCCUCGGACCGGACUGUAUGUCUUUACUUGGACAAUAAGAUCCUGUAAUGGAAACGGUUAUUUUCAAACGGACCUCUUAGUUAAUGGUUUGGUUUCCGGCAAACUUUUUACAAACGGAUACAAUUAUUCCCAGCAAUAUGGGUCAUCAACUGGAAUGGUGGUCAUUCAUGUUGGUCAAGGCAAUCAGGUUUAUAUUCGAACAGGUCCGUCCAUCAUCUCUGGUACUAUCUGUAGUGAUACAAACGGGUACAGUAGUUUUGCUGGUUGGUCAAUCGAUUGA
Molecule: messenger RNA, 689 nt
Organism: Saccostrea cuccullata (small rock oyster)
Lineage: Eukaryota; Metazoa; Mollusca; Bivalvia; Ostreida; Ostreidae
Product: complement C1q tumor necrosis factor-related protein 3-like
Exons: 2
Coding region: 222-689 (155 amino acids)
Molecular function (GO): protein binding
Source: RefSeq, a predicted model, not a curated record